AUGCUGCGAGGGCCUCGGGUCCUGGUACCGGCUGGUGGGCAGCCCCCCAAGGGGUUGCCCUCGAUGAGCCCCACCGAGCUGUGGUCGCCGGGCCUCAGCAGCCCCCAGCUCUGCCCGACCACCACCACCUACUACACCGCGCUGUACCCGCAGACUGUGCCUCCCGCCGCAGCGCCGGGCACCUGCCUCGACGCCACUCCCCACGGACCAGAGAGUCAAGUUGUGCGAUGCGUGCCAGCAGGCCGGCUGCCGGCCAAAAGGAAGCUGGAUCUAGAGGGGAUUGGGAGGCCUGCAAUUCCUGAAUUCCGAACUCCCAAGGGCAAGUGCAUCAGAAUGGAUGGCCUUCCUAGCCCUAAAACCCCCAAGUCCCCUGGGGAGAAGACUCGGUAUGACACGUCACUGGGGCUGCUCACCAAGAAAUUUAUUUACCUCCUGAGUGAGUCCGAGGAUGGGGUCCUUGACCUGAACUGGGCCGCUGAGGUGCUGGACGUACAGAAGCGGCGCAUCUAUGACAUCACCAAUGUGCUGGAGGGCAUCCAACUCAUCCGCAAGAAGGCCAAGAACAACAUCCAGUGGGUAGGCAGGGGAAUAUUUGAAGACCCCACUCGACCAGGGAAGCAGCAGCAGCUGAAGCAGGAGCUGAAGGAGCUGAUGAGCAUGGAGCAGGCCUUGGACCAGCUCAUUCAGAGCUGCUCUCUGAACUUCAAGCAUCUGACCGAAGACAAGGCCAACAAGAGACUGGCCUAUGUGACUUACCAGGAUAUCCGUGCUGUUGGCAACUUUAAGGAGCAGACGGUGAUUGCUGUCAAGGCCCCUCCACAGACCAGACUGGAAGUGCCCGAGAAGCCUGAGGAGAACCUGCAGAUCUAUCUCAAGAGCACCCAAGGGCCCAUCGAAGUCUACCUGUGCCCAGAGGAGCAGGAGCCAGACAGCCCUGCCAAGGAGCCCCUCCCCUCCACUGCCACCCUCAGCCCUAGCCCUGACUCCGCCCAGCCCAGCAGCAGCACCCACCCUAGGAUGAUGGAACCCAGAGCAUCCUCAGUGGGGCCAGCUCUCAUGCCACAGCUGUCCCCUCCACCCUCACCAUCACUCCAGCAGAUCCCACCGCCACCGCCGCCGCCGCCAUCCCUUGUCCCCUUGGAGGCCACUGACAGUAUGCCAGAGCUGCCACACCCACUCCUGCAGCAGACAGAGGACCAGUUCCUGUCCCCAACCGCAGCGUGCAGCUCCCCUCUGAUCAGCUUCUCCCCACCCUUGGACCAGGACGACUACCUGUGGGGCCUGGAUGGGGGUGAAGGCAUCAGCGACCUCUUUGACUCCUAUGACCUUGGGGACCUAUUGAUUAACUGAGCGACCGUGUCUACCCCAGCAGCCUUGUUCCUGUCUCUACCUCCUCACAGACAGGCUGGCAGGCCCUCUGCCCACACAGGGGCAUUGGACACGAGGUGCUGUCCUCAGGGUGUGGGGUCUCCUUUCGCGACUCCCUGCUGUCAGAAGCUGUGUGGGGAGAUGAGGAAGAUACGGGUGAGGAGUCGGUCAGGGGUUGGGGCCUGUCCUUCCCAACACAAGCUGGGCUAGGGAAGGCCCCUUCAGUCUUCUGACCUCUGACUUCUCAGUGAAGGACUAGGUGAGGUGACCAGGUCCAGGGAAGGGCCCUGCUACCUCCUUUUGAGGGGUAAUUAGGACCCUCAACUUACCAAGAAGCACUUAAUGCCUUUGUAUUUAUUUCAGAUUGAGUUUUGUUUGUCCUCCCUGAGUUUUAGCAGGGAGAUGGUUCUAGUUUUUAGUGAGACUGCUCCUCAGGCCCGUGGGCACCUAUCAUUGUUGUGGUCCCAGGGCCAGCCUGGGCUUCCAGGGGCCCAGGUCAA
This is a messenger RNA of Otolemur garnettii (small-eared galago), 1868 nucleotides long. RefSeq names its product E2F transcription factor 2 (gene E2F2). Gene Ontology annotation, biological process: regulation of transcription by RNA polymerase II. The record is from RefSeq and is a predicted model, not a curated record. The transcript is spliced from 8 exons. Gene Ontology annotation, cellular component: RNA polymerase II transcription regulator complex. Bases 1 to 1350 code for a protein of 449 amino acids. Gene Ontology annotation, molecular function: RNA polymerase II cis-regulatory region sequence-specific DNA binding; DNA-binding transcription factor activity, RNA polymerase II-specific; protein dimerization activity. NCBI's taxonomy places the organism in Eukaryota, Metazoa, Chordata, Mammalia, Primates, Galagidae.